UCCCUGCAGCGCACAGUGCAGAGGGACAGCAGCAGAUCCACAUGGUCAGCCACCAGGACUUAGGAACCAUCAUCCAUCAGAUGGCUUUGUAAGACAGCAGGAAAUGGCUUCCACAGGGAGUGGCCUCCGUAUUCAGGGGGAUGAAAACCUUCAGUCGAUGUUGGUGGGGACAGUGAUGAGGAAAAUUAAGUCUCGUACUUGGAAAAAGCAACGAUACUUCAAGCUACAGGAUGACUGCAUGACCAUCUGGUACAAGUCCAAGAAGGCUGGCAAAGUCCACUCCACCUUUUCUGUGAGUGAUGUGGAGGUAGUCCGAGAGGGCCAUCAAAGCGAAGUACUGCUCAGCAUCGCAGAUGAGUUCCCUGCCAACCGAUGCUUCACGGUGGUGUUCCGUGGUCGCAGGGGAAACCUGGACCUGGUGGCCGAGUCAGCUGAGGAGGCCCAGUCCUGGAUCAAGGGCAUCAGGAAGCUGAUUGAGAACCUGGAGAACAUGGGGGAGAGGGAAAAACUUGACCAAUGGAUAGGUGAUUGGUUCAAGAAGGCCGACAAGAACAACGAUGGCAGGAUGAACUUCAAGGAAGUGCGAGAUCUCCUGAGAAUGAUGAAUGUGGACAUGAACGAACACCACGCCCAUCGUCUCUUCACAAUGGCAGAUAAAUCCCAGACCGGUGCCCUGGAAGGCGAUGAGUUUGUCUUGUUCUACAAGAUGUUGACCCAGAGAGAAGACAUUUUGAAAAUCUUCCAGGAGUACUCAUCUGAUGGUCAAAAGCUAUCCCAGAGUGACCUGGAGAACUUCCUGAGAGAGGAGCAGUUGGAGGGGCAUGAUAUCCAGCACCGUGCUCAGGAGCUCAUCGAUCGCUAUGAGCCGUCAGACACAGCCAAGCUACUCAAGGCUAUGACAUUUGAUGGCUUCUUGAUGUACCUCGGCUCAGCUGAGGGCUCUAUCUUCAGCCCGCAGUGCAGGGGCAUCUUUCAAGACAUGAGCCAGCCGCUGUGCCAUUACUUCAUCUCUUCCUCCCACAACACAUAUCUGAUGGAGGACCAGCUCAGAGGACAAAGCAGCGUGGAAGGGUACAUCAGGGCUCUUAAUCGCGGCUGCCGGUGCGUUGAAGUGGACUGUUGGGAUGGUGCCAGCGGAGAACCCAUCGUCUAUCAUGGACAUACGUUCACCUCAAAGAUCCUCUUCAAGGAUGUGGUCAAUGCUGUGGGAAAAUAUGCCUUCAAGGUGUCGGAGUAUCCAGUAAUCCUUUCAAUCGAGAACCACUGCAGCGUCGACCAGCAGCGAGUCAUGGCCCAACACCUCAAGCACGUUCUUGGUGACAAGUUGCUUAAAGGCAUGUUGGAUGGCAGGGCCCCCGUAGGGCUGCCAUCUCCUGAGGAACUCAAGGGGAAGAUUCUUCUGAAGGCAAAAAAAAUUGGUGGUUUAGAGGAAAGCUUCAAUGGGACCAUGGAGGAGUCUCUAACAGGAGAGGUCAGUGAGGAAGACGAGGUGGCAGAAAUAGAUGAAGAUAAUCUACAUCGUGAGAGCAUCCGCCGCAUAAUAAAGAAAUCAAAGCAGCACUUGUCCAAGGAACUGUCCGACUGUGUGGUCUACUGCAAGAGCGUGGCCUUCAGGAGCUUUAAGCACGCCCGCAUCCACUCAAAGUUCUACGAGGUGGCCUCGUUCACAGAGUCCAAAGCCCGCAAACACCUACGAGAGGCUGGGGCAGAGUUUGUGCACCAUAAUUCGAGGCGGCUGACCAGGGUCUAUCCCACCGGCUUCCGAACGGACUCUUCAAAUUUCAAUCCCCAGGAAAUGUGGAACGCCGGGUGCCAAAUAGUUGCACUGAACUUCCAGACUGCCGGAGAGGGCAUGGAUUUAAACGACGGUCUGUUCAGUCAGAACGGCCGCUGUGGCUACGUCCUGAAGCCAGGCUUCAUGAGAGACACCGACAAAAGGUUUGACCCCGACCUGCCUCAGAAACGCGAUGACUACCGACCCAUCGUCCUCACCAUCCAGGUGAUAAGUGGCCAGCAGCUGCCUAAAGUCAACAUUAAAGAGGAUUCUAUAGUGGACCCUCUGGUCAGAGUGGAGAUCCAUGGAGUACUGAUGGACCAGGCCAAACAGGAGACCAGAUACAUCGAGAACAAUGGAUUCAACCCCCUGUGGAAUGACACCCUCCGCUUCACGAUCCACACACCCGAGCUGGCUCUGGUCCGCUUUGUGGUGGAAGACUUUGACAAGACGUCUAAGAAUGACUUUGUGGGGCAGUUUACACUGCCACUAAGCUGCAUGCAGCAAGGUAGGCCACUGAAACGAUCCUUUUUAACAGCCUUUUCAACAGCCUCCUUCUAACUUUCCU
Fundulus heteroclitus (mummichog) is the source of this 2342-nucleotide messenger RNA. It is a transcript of the gene plcd4a, whose product is annotated as phospholipase C, delta 4a. Gene Ontology annotation, molecular function: phosphatidylinositol-4,5-bisphosphate phospholipase C activity; calcium ion binding. The coding region runs from base 104 to 2335 and encodes 743 amino acids. The transcript has 15 exons. The record is from RefSeq and is a predicted model, not a curated record. NCBI's taxonomy places the organism in Eukaryota, Metazoa, Chordata, Actinopteri, Cyprinodontiformes, Fundulidae. Gene Ontology annotation, biological process: lipid metabolic process; intracellular signal transduction.